AGGCAAACAAACGGGGCCUUAACCCUCUGCAAUCCCUUCCUUUCCCUCGAGUCCCUUCCAAUUUUUCACACAAUGAAACGCUCAGCUGAGGCCGUUCCCAUCGCCGCCUCCUCCGCCACCGCCUCCUCCUCGCUGCCGCCCAAGAAACCCGUUUUCUUAACCAAAGCCCAACGGGAGCAAUUAGCCCUCCAACGCCGCCAAGAACAAUCCGAAGACCAGAAACGCCACCAACACCAUCUUCUCUCGAGUCUCUCCCACUCGCGCCCUUCCUCCGACAACGCACCGCCCGCAACCACCACUAGUUCUGACCGAGACAGAGAUCGAGAUAGAGACAGAGACCGAGAUCAUAGGGACCGAGACCGAGACAGGGAUCGAUACUCCCGUGACCGGGAGCGAGAUUCGGAGCGGCGGAACCGCGACCGCGACCGAGAUAGGGAGCGCGAAGAGGAGGCCAAGGCUAGAGAGCGUGCCCGCUUAGACAAAUUGGCCGAGCGCGAGCGGGACAAAGAGCUGGAAGCCAUUAAAGAGCAGUAUCUUGGAUCCAAGAAGCCCAAGAAGCGAGUGAUCAAACCCAGCGAGAAGUUCCGAUUUUCUUUCGAUUGGGAGAACACAGAGGACACUUCUCGGGAUAUGAAUGCUCUGUAUCAAAACCCUCACGAGGCCCAGCUUCUGUUUGGGCGAGGGUUUCGGGCCGGGAUGGACCGAAGGGAGCAGAAGAAGCUUGCUGUGAAGUACGAGAGGGAGCUGCGGGAGGAGAUUCGGAAGAAGGACGGCGUCGAGGAGAGGCCUGAGGAGGCCGCUGCUCAGAGGCUUAAGGAGGAGGCUGCGGAAAUGUAUGACACUUUCGACAUGAGGGUCGAUCGCCAUUGGACUGAUAAGAAGCUUGAAGAGAUAACUGAGAGGGACUGGAGGAUUUUUCGAGAGGAUUUUAACAUUUCGUAUAAGGGGUCAAGGAUUCCGAGGCCAAUGAGGAGUUGGGCAGAGAGUAAAUUGAGUGAGGAGUUGCUUAAGACUGUGGAGAAGGCUGGGUACAAAAAGCCUUCUCCGAUUCAGAUGGCGGCGAUUCCACUUGGCAUGCAACAGCGCGAUGUUAUUGGCAUUGCUGAGACUGGUUCUGGUAAGACUGCUGCCUUUGUUCUUCCUAUGUUGACUUAUAUUUCGAGGUUGCCUCCCAUUAGUGAGGAGAAUGCGGCAGAAGGGCCUUAUGCUGUUGUUAUGGCGCCUACUCGUGAGCUUGCACAGCAGAUUGAGGAUGAGACUAACAAGUUUGCGCAAUUCUUGGGUAUCAAAGUGGUUUCCAUUGUUGGUGGGCAGUCCAUCGAGGAUCAAGGGUUUAGAAUUAGGCAAGGAUGUGCAGUUGUAAUUGCCACUCCAGGGCGUUUGAUUGAUUGCUUGGAGAGGCGUUAUGCAGUUCUUAACCAGUGCAAUUAUGUUGUGCUUGAUGAGGCUGAUAGGAUGAUUGAUAUGGGGUUCGAGCCACAGGUUGUGGGAGUUUUAGAUGCAAUGCCCUCCAGCAAUUUCAAACCUGAGAAUGAGGACGAAGAACUUGAUGAGAAGAAGAUAUACAGAACCACUUAUAUGUUCAGUGCCACCAUGCCACCUGCUGUGGAGCGGCUUGCUAGGAAGUACUUGAGGAAUCCUGUUGUGGUCACCAUUGGCACGGCUGGAAAGACAACUGAUUUGAUCACUCAGAAUGUGAUCAUGAGCAAGGAAUCUGAGAAACUUGAGAGAUUAAAGAGAUUGCUUGACGAACUUGGUGAUAAGACUGCUAUUGUGUUCGUUAACACCAAGAAGAAUGCUGACUAUGUUGCUAAGAGUUUGGAUAAGAAUGGAUAUCGUGUUACCACUUUGCAUGGAGGGAAGUCACAGGAGCAGAGAGAAAUUAGCCUUGAAGGUUUUCGGACCAAGAAAUACAAUGUUCUAGUUGCAACCGAUGUUGCAGGUCGUGGGAUUGACAUACCUGAUGUGGCCUAUGUUAUUAAUUACGAUAUGCCUGGGAAUAUCGAACAGUACACUCAUCGUAUUGGGCGUACUGGCCGUGCAGGGAAGACUGGUGUGGCCACAACAUUCUUGACUAUGCAUGACACGGAUGUAUUUUAUGAUCUCAAGCAGAUGCUUAUUCAGAGUAAUAGUCAUGUUCCUCCUGAACUGGCGAAACAUGAGGCCUCAAAGUUCAAGCCAGGUUCAGUUCCUGAUAGACCACCAAGGCGUAAUGAUACUAUUUUUACUCACUGAGAAGUUAGGAAUUUACCAGAGUUUUCAACUGAGGGCCCAGCUUAUUCACUGUGUAAUGGCGUUUUCAUGGCUGAGACAUCUUUGCUUAAUACUGGAACUGAAGAAUGUGGUGGUCACAUCUGCCUUGGAGGUUCUUGGCAACAGUCUCUGAGAUUCUGCCGGACCACCUCGUGGGAUGGCACUGAUUGAUAUUGGGGCUUUUCUGUGCAUGCCAGAUUUGAUGAAGCAAUUCGAUAUUAUGGUGCUGUUUUCUACUAUGGCCUUGUUGUCUGAGGUUAAAACAUGCAGAUAUGUCAUUGUUAACCUCACCUUUGUGAGGCAAGUUUGAUGAAAUUGCCCUCACAGUUCAGGCUUGAGCACGCGAAAAUCACAUAAUUAGCGUGCACCACUCCUUGGCUGGGAUGAAUGUGCAUAUUGAUACUUUUCUGCAUAAUAUGAGUUUCUGAUGAGGACAUCAACGUCGAUAGUUUAGUGUGCACCGCCCCUGGAGUCCAAUUGUCUUUUAUUUUUGUUUUGUUAAGUUUUCUGUGUUUUCACGUACUCUAAACUAUCUAAAUCUGCUGCCAACUCUGUACUACAUCAAUUUCCUUACAUACUUGAAGGACUCAUUUCCUUGUCUCCAAUACCAAAUGGUCGGGGUGUGUCACCAAAACGUAACAGUAGCAGUAGCGGAACGCGUUCCACAUCGGAGGAGGACGAGUGAAGAGUUGGUUUCGGUAUUGGCAAAAUUGAGUUAUGUUGGUCACUUGAAGUCUAGUUUUGCUGAACUUGUUGAACUGUAGAAAUUGGGUUCAAAAGCAUUUGUUGGGGGAAGGGCCAAGAUUUUUUCAUGACCGUGAAGAUUUUGAAUAGUGUGGUUGAUAUUUCAGUGGAUCAGUGUUGACAAGGA
This is a messenger RNA of Malus domestica (apple), 3124 nucleotides long. The record is from RefSeq and is a predicted model, not a curated record. NCBI's taxonomy places the organism in Eukaryota, Viridiplantae, Streptophyta, Magnoliopsida, Rosales, Rosaceae.